GUUUCGAGAGCGGGAGAGAGACAGACAGAGAGAAGGAAAGAGAGAGCAAGAGCCCAAAGCUGAGCUGAGAACCGUGAUGGAACAGGCGCACGCGUUUUUCUGACGGGCGUCUUCGCACAUGAUGAUGAUGAUGAUGAUGAUCAUGUUGAAUAAAAAAAAACAGCGCAUAUACACACAAUCGUAUGAAAAUUGAGACAAGUGACAAAGUCUGAUUUUUCUACAUAUCAUUAGCUCAUGGCAGUGCAUCGCGCGCAUGGUACGAGUCGGUACCACGUUUAAAAUCAUAACAAAUGAUGUCGCAUUAUUAAGCAUCUACUCUUAUACUAUAAUUUGUAUAAUUUUCACACGUACAAACAGAGAGAUAGAGAACGGAACACCACAUACACACAAAGAAUCGCGCACGGGCAUACACUCAUAUACAUGAAGGCAAAAUGGGGAAAAAAAACCCGAGAAAUAGACACAGAAGUAGAGAGAAAUCGAUCCAAUCCGCAACAACAACAACAACAGUUUUGAGAAAAAAAAACUGUGUUGAGAGUACAAACAAUUUUCAACUUAAUUACAAUGAAGCGCGCGGGGCUCCGCCGCCACAAAUACGACAACACAGAAGAGAAACUAUGAGUAUUUGAAUAAUCGACGCAAUACACUCGGAAUCGCAAUGAAUCUGAAUCUGAUUGAGAAUCUUCGUUCCGCGGUGCACGUGUGUUGGUUGGCUGCUGACAGCCUGAUUUGCUUUACUUUACUUUGCUGUUCCUUCAUUAUAUCGCCAUCUUUCUCUCUUUUCUCUCAAUCUCUCUCUCUCUCUCUAUCUAACGAGAAACUUCAAGCUGUAUUUACAAACACGUACGUCUCCAGCGACACACAUACAACGUACGACCUCAGCCAGUCGGUGUAAUGAGACCAGCAAACGGAAUAGACGGCCGAUCUUUUUUUUAUCGAAUCACACACAAACAAAACUCAUAUAUGUUCCAGAAUAAUAGUGUUCGGUGCGAUGCAUACAUGUGCUGGUAUUUACUGUUUCUUGUAUUGGUUGUUUCUCAAUCUCACUCUACACGCACUUGUCUGUAUUGUCGUAAAUUCGUUCAACAAUUUUUGCUAUUCCAUUCACAAUUUGGCACGUGAGUGUGAGUGCAUUGCUUCGGAUGGACGCCAAAAAGUAACAAACACACAACGAUGAAAAUUUACCGAAAACCCAUUGUGUGUGAAAAAGAAAAACUCCACGGAAACUACACGAAACAGUUUACCGAUGUACGACGGUACGAUCGAUGUUGUUGUUUGGUUCUUUGUUAUUGUGCACACGGCAUACCGAACAUUCAAGAAAGAACACCUAACACUUUACCAAAAAAUCUUGUUUGUAACAGUUGAGCAGCUCUCUCGGCUCUUUCUCCGGGCCGAUGAAAGAAUAAUAAAGAAAAAAUAAAAUAAAGAGCAGUUUCACCCGAAAACAGGUCACAUAACACUUGUUCCCAAAAAAAAUAAAAACUCAUUCGCAAGCGGGCAACUGAAUAAGCCAAACACUUCAAAUGAAGUAGUUUAAUUUGUAACACACAUUGCACUAAUCGAUCCAAAUUCCAAGGUUUGAGAGUGCGCGAGAUUGUGAGAUCGAAUCCGUGUUAAGUGUUUGCCCGAUUGUAGCCGUGUUAGAAAAAUAUAGAUACUGUCAAAUAUGAAAGCAAUUUAUAAUGAUCCCGGCAUAAUAUGCUUUCAGCACUGCAAAAGCAAAGUGUUUUCGAUCAAACUGCUGGCCAAAUGCCCCGAAUGUCAAACGGAAUUGAAUUCGGACGAUGCAUACAAAAUGAUGCCGUUUCGUUUACCGUAUCCAUUCAUAAAACCGCAUCAAUAUCCAUGCUCGAUCAUAUUGCGGCCAACGGUCGGUGACUUUCUCAACGAUUACUUUAAUGCAAUGAACUUGCACAUCGGUCUGACCACAUCGAACGGUACAAUCAUUGAAUUCGAUCAAAGCGGUUUGCACAAGACGCCAAGCAAUCAAAGCGACACGUCACACUGGUCACAAAGUAUUGUCGUUGAAACGGUAUCGGAACCAUGGUACGAGCAUUGGGAUUGGGUGCUGUUGGAAAUGGAAAAAGCCAAAGACACCAAAUGGACCUCAAGCUCAUAUCACGAGGAUUCAUUUAAUUGCUAUACAUUCGUAUUGGAUUUCCUGCAAAAUCUCAACUAUGGUUCACUGAGUGCAGCAGCACAAAAUCGCACCACAUUUUGUGAACGUUACAUCGUUUCGCGCACCACCGCCGCUGGCAAAUACAUAUCAUUGUAUCGUAAAAUUCGUGAUCAUGGAUUCUACAUACACGCAUCAAAUGCGAUUCGAGGAGGAAGUGAUUAAAACGAGUAGCGAAGAAAGUUUAACGCGAUAUACGAAAAAUCCAUCAUCAUCAUCAUCUUUUUCUUCUUUGACUCUCCACUACUACAACUACUACAACUAUACUACUACUGCAACAUUAAAUACAUCUCCUACAAUCCAUUUAUUUUCAUCGGAUUCAAUUCGAUUGUGAAGAGACUUGUUCGAGUGAUAUUAGCUAAUUACACUUUAAUUUAUUUAUUAUUGAUGAUAGAUUUCUCAGUUUAAUUUAUAUCAAACUUCUAUAUUGAAUUAAAUUUAAAUUAAAUCUACCAAAAAGUCGGCAGUUAAACAUGCAAAAUGAUAUUAAAUAAUAGAAAUUUCAAUAAAAACUGUCACAGAAUGAAUGGCAAAAUGAAUGCAUUUCAUUAAAAUAGUUUGCUUUGCUUAGAA
Molecule: messenger RNA, 2746 nt
Organism: Sitodiplosis mosellana (orange wheat blossom midge)
Lineage: Eukaryota; Metazoa; Arthropoda; Insecta; Diptera; Cecidomyiidae
Product: MKRN2 opposite strand protein
Exons: 2
Coding region: 1664-2338 (224 amino acids)
Source: RefSeq, a predicted model, not a curated record